This is a messenger RNA of Olea europaea var. sylvestris, 1217 nucleotides long. RefSeq lists its product as uncharacterized. Gene Ontology annotation, cellular component: membrane. Lineage: Eukaryota; Viridiplantae; Streptophyta; Magnoliopsida; Lamiales; Oleaceae. The transcript has a single exon. The record is from RefSeq and is a predicted model, not a curated record. Bases 112 to 1029 code for a protein of 305 amino acids.
UUGUCUUUUUAGUCCACCUUUUCACUCAAGAAGUCUCCUCAGAUCAAUCUAAAACCUCCACAGAAAUCAGACAUACUGUUUUCAUGUUUAAGACUGGAAAUAGGACAAGGAAUGGGCUUCCUCUUCUAUUUCACUUUGGUUUUUCUUUCAUUUGCAUCUUUAUCAGCCCUUCAAACUCAAACUCAAGAAAUAAAAUCGGCCCGCCUUCUCGAUCUUGUCAUUAGAGAUUACACUUUCAAAUCAUACAACAAACACUUUAGGACAGGUAAACUGCACCAGAUCAAGUUACCAGCAAAUCUCUCGGGCAUAACAGUCAAUUCAGUGCGAUUUCGCUGUGGUAGUCUUCAAAGGUAUGGAGCCAAAAUUAAGGAAUUCCAUCUGGGAAUAGGUGUAACUGUUCAUCCUUGCAUUGAAAGAGUGUUGAUAAUUAGACAAAAUCUUGGAUCUAACUGGUCAUCUAUAUACUAUGAUAAUUAUGAGUUAUCAGGUUAUCGACUUAUUUCGCCUGUUUUAGGCCUAUUAGCAUAUAACAUUGGCGACGGUAUAAAAUUUAGUACUCCAUCUGAGCUCGGGAUUCAGGCCGGGAAACAACCGAUCACUGUAGAUUUCAGCAAUACGACAAGGCUCAAUAUCACAUCAGGUGUCAUACCUUUAUGCGUAAGUUUUGAUCAUGAUGGAAAAGUGACUCUAACUAAUCAAGCGUCACCUAAUAUCUGUAUUGCAACAAGGCAUGGCCAUUUUGGAUUGGUUGUAGAAUCACCAUUAAUACCAAUGAAAAAGAAAACUUUAAGCAAAUGGAAGAUAACGAUUGGAAGCACGAUUGGGGCUGCAUUAGGCGCGUUUCUCCUGAGUUUGUUGCUGAUUGCGAUGUUUGUUAAUGCGAAGAAGAAGGCAAGAAUGGACGAACUUGAAAGGAGGGCGUACGAAGAGGAAGCUCUACAAGUUUCAAUGGUUGGGCAUGUAAGUACUCGUACUGCAUCUAGUACUCGGACAUUGCCAAGAAUUGAACAUGACGAUGAGUAUACAUAGAUCUCUUGCUUCUUGAAUUAUCAGUUUUCUAAUACUUAUCAUUCUUUGUGUAUUAUUAACUAGUCCAGGUAUAGGUUUUAGAUUUCUUCAGUCACUUCUUAGAAUACAAAAUUGUUUCAAAGUAGUUGCACAGUUUUGCUGAUCUGACCAAUUUUUGUUGAAUGAUUAAGACAGAUUGAGAUUGAGUA